Messenger RNA from Ascoidea rubescens DSM 1968, 521 nucleotides. RefSeq lists its product as uncharacterized. The record is from RefSeq and is a predicted model, not a curated record. NCBI's taxonomy places the organism in Eukaryota, Fungi, Ascomycota, Saccharomycetes, Ascoideales, Ascoideaceae. The annotation marks the transcript as partial. The transcript has a single exon.
CUUAAAUCGAUCUGCUAAGUAAUUUUUCCACGUUGGAAUCUAUUUGGUACUAAGCAUGGAUCAGCUGACGCGAUUUGAGCUGCUACAGUUUUGUUAUUAAGAUGCUUAGUAGCGUUUGCCGAUAAGGCCAAAUAAAGCAUGCUCCGUUUUGCUUGCUAUCAACUUUUAUAUAAGGUGUUCGUCAAUCUUUCAGCAGAUAAAAUUGUAUCAAGUGCCAGGACAACGUUCCUGACACGAAAUGAUUUUGAGUAUUUGUGGAGCGUAUGUGGAACAUAUCCACGGCUAUUGAUGGAUCAGCUUUGCACGAUACACUGCCCUCGGUUGACCAGUUCUUUCAAAUCAUCCUAUGGAUUAUUUUCACGGCUAGUACUAUGAAUGUGCUUGAUUAUGCUGGAUAUGCCCCGUUCGCGAACAAUUCAGGCAAUCAAUUGACAUGAAUCUAAAGUAGGUUGUGCGUUUGCUGGUUACGAUUUGAGUAUAGAUGCCUAAAUAGUGUUCAGUCUUGUUAUUAGUGGUGGUGG